CGACACUACGUACAAGUCGCUACCACCGGCUCGCCGUCGCUUCCUCAUCUCUGCUGGCAUAAAACAGUGCAUCGUGGAGGAGAAAAAAAAGAAAACAAAUCCCGUGUGUUUAUGUUACAGAUAACGGUUUAUAAUGUGAUACAAUGCUCCAAUCGUCUGAGACUCAAACACCAGCAUUCUUGGUGAGGAGGAAGACGUCGUAGUGUUGCAUGAGAAAACGUUGCUGACUGGAAUCCACACAGACAGACACUACCAACUCAUUCCUGGGCUCCUGUAAGAGCCAUCACUUGCUCCACAACCAAAUGAAGCGAACUGCCUCCCCAGAAGCAGCACUCUCAGAGGACUCCACCUACAACUGGGACUCCUGUGCACUGUACUGGGCUCCAGUAGCCCACCCAUGCCUCUGAUCCCCAUCCCACGGCGGGUGCGCAGCUUCCAUGGCCCCCACACCACCUGCAUGCACUCGGCCUGUGGGUCGACGCACGCUUCCAAGCUAGUGCGCACCAAGUACAAUAACUUUGACCUCUACCUGCGCUCGCGCUGCAUGUACAGCUUCCUACGUUUCCUCCUCUACUUUGGUUGCAGCCUGCUGACCUCUCUGCUCUGGGUGGCGCUCUCUGCUCUCUUCUUUUUGCAGUACGUCAGCGUGCGUGUACUCCUUCGGCUCCAGUACAAGCUAUCUGUCAUUCUGCUUUUGCUAGGGCACCGGCGCCUGGACUUUGGGGUGCUUAAUGACCUGAUCAUCUACAGCAUGCAGAUCACCAUGUUCCUGGUGGGGGGGCUUGGCUGGUGCUUCAUGGUGUUCGUCGACAUGUAGCAAUGCGAGCGGCGUAGGAGAUGUGUGAUGUGGAUGCUUCACAUCUGUUACUUUAGCAUUGUGUGAUGGUAUGGGACAACAUGCAGCGUUAGCCUGCAGGACUGCUCCGCAUCUCUCUAAGCUCUAGUCAAAAAGACCCUUUUGACUUCAACUCAAAAUCUUAUUGGUUUAGUUUCAGAUAUGAUAGAAUCCAAUAAGAAUCUGUGUGAAAACUGUACAGUCCUUUUAAAAGAUAUUGGUCCUGUAUAACUCGUGGAGAACCACCUGGUUGCUGAAUAUCAAAAGUGAUGCAUGAAGUCAGUCUGAACAUGAGUCAGACUCGUAGGACUCUCAAGAGACCAAUAGGGUCAAAAUCUCUUCAAUCUCAAUUGUGUUUUCAUGCCAUUUGUAAACAGUUUUCACACACUUUGAAAGGCAUCUUGACUGGAAACUAAUUUGUUUAAAAUAAUGGAAAAUGUCAAUGUCAAUGUUGCAUGGAAAAGUGACUGAACAUAUGACUGGUGUGUAUCAUGGCGGUGUGACGCAAGACAUUUGUGCCAAAAUAACAUGAGUUGAGCUACCACAGAGACUUGGUAACGUAUGGUGGAUUAAGUGACCAAAAACAAGUUGUCAACAGUGUGUGUGUGUGUGUAAUGUGGGCCAGAAUAGGUUUAAAGGGCAUAAAAUAACAAAAAACAUCAACUUUUUUUGUAAAGUUAUUAAAUACAUUUUAUGUUCAUGAA
Cottoperca gobio is the source of this 1539-nucleotide messenger RNA. RefSeq names its product transmembrane protein 250 (gene tmem250). The coding region runs from base 398 to 817 and encodes 139 amino acids. The record is from RefSeq and is a predicted model, not a curated record. NCBI's taxonomy places the organism in Eukaryota, Metazoa, Chordata, Actinopteri, Perciformes, Bovichtidae. The transcript has 2 exons.